Anthostomella pinea is the source of this 360-nucleotide messenger RNA. The record is from the annotation of a GenBank genome assembly. NCBI's taxonomy places the organism in Eukaryota, Fungi, Ascomycota, Sordariomycetes, Xylariales, Xylariaceae.
AUGGCUGCUUCCAGACGGUACCUGGUAUCCAUCACCUCGUGGAUUGAACGGUGCGGUGAACUCGACUGCCUCAAGUGGCUCCUCUCGCAUGAUCAUGGCUUGAAGCUUCACUUUCCCUACAAUGAUACCUCCCGCGUCUAUGAGAACCUGGAUACAAGCCGCAUGUUCGGUCUUGGCCGGGUAGAAGUCUAUCCAUGCUCGAUUGCAAAGGGUGGUUUUGUGGCCUGCGAUGUCAAUGUUGUCUUUGACACUGAUCCGAGCUCCAUCAAGAGGGCGUUCCUCGGAUGGCUUGUAAUAGCAGCGAGGCGGUACGAUGACUCUACCAUUGAUGCCAGCCAUGGGGGAGUCAAGCGACACUAG